Nyctereutes procyonoides (raccoon dog) is the source of this 4318-nucleotide messenger RNA. It is a transcript of the gene HAL, whose product is annotated as histidine ammonia-lyase. Gene Ontology annotation, cellular component: cytoplasm. Gene Ontology annotation, molecular function: histidine ammonia-lyase activity. The coding region runs from base 116 to 2200 and encodes 694 amino acids. The transcript has 20 exons. Lineage: Eukaryota; Metazoa; Chordata; Mammalia; Carnivora; Canidae. Gene Ontology annotation, biological process: L-histidine catabolic process. The record is from RefSeq and is a predicted model, not a curated record.
GCCCGGCUCACCUGCCGCCCACCUGCCCGCGCAUCCCCCUCUCCUGCCCCAGCUCGGCUGCGGAAGCCCAAAGGGCCACUGCGCGGCCCUCAAUAAAUAUUUGUCCAAUGUGCGGAUGAGUAAAGGCAGGGGAAGGGCGUGUCUGAAAGUCCCUCCCGCUCCUCCCGGCGACCCCACCUCGGCGUCACUCCCAGAUAAAGCCCGCGCCGCCCGCGCGGGAGCAGCGAUGCCCAGGUACACGGCGCACGUGCGCGGCGAGUGGCUGGCGGUGCCCUGCGGGGACGCGGCGCUCACCGUGGGCUGGCUGGGCCGCGAGGCCAUCCGGAGGUACAUCAAGAACAAGCCGGACAACGGCGGCUUCGCCUCGGCGGACGACGUGCGCUUCCUCGUGCGCCGGUGCAAGGGCCUGGGCCUGCUGGACAGCGAGGACCCGCUCCACGCGGCCCUGGAGGACAACGAGUUCGUGGAAGUGGUCAUAGAAGGCGAUGCCAUGUCCCCCGACUUCAUCCCAUCGCAACCAGAAGGAGUGUACCUGUACAGCAAGUACCGGGAGCCUGAAAAGUACAUUGCCUUAGAUGGGGACAGUCUGACCACAGAGGAUCUGGUCAACCUGGGGAAAGGACACUACAAAAUAAAGCUCACCCCAACUGCUGAAAAGAAGGUGCAAAAAUCCAGGGAAGUCAUAGAGAGCAUCGUGAAAGAAAAAACUGUUGUUUAUGGUAUAACUACAGGUUUUGGGAAAUUUGCCAGAACUGUAAUUCCUGUCAAUAAGCUAGAAGAGCUCCAGGUCAACUUAGUACGUUCACAUUCUUCAGGUGUCGGGAAACCACUAAUCCCUGAAAGAUGUCGGAUGCUCUUGGCUUUAAGGAUCAAUGUCUUGGCCAAAGGAUACAGUGGCAUUUCCCUGGAGACCCUCAAGCGAGUUAUCGAAGUAUUUAAUGCCUCCUGCCUGCCCUACGUUCCAGAGAAAGGAACCGUUGGUGCAAGUGGAGACCUUGCUCCACUCUCUCAUCUUGCUCUUGGGCUAAUUGGAGAAGGGAAGAUGUGGUCUCCAAAGAGUGGCUGGGCUGACGCUAAAUACGUCCUGGAAGCUCAUGGAUUGAAACCAGUUGUUUUGAAACCAAAAGAGGGCCUAGCGCUCAUCAACGGGACACAGAUGAUCACGUCCCUGGGCUGUGAAGCCGUGGAGAGAGCCAGUGCUAUUGCACGCCAGGCAGACAUCGUGGCCGCCCUGACUCUGGAGGUGCUCAAGGGUACUACCAAGGCCUGCGACACUGACAUCCACGCUGUUCGCCCUCAUCGUGGGCAAAUUGAAGUUGCUUUUCGGUUUCGAUCCCUCUUGGACUCAGACCACCACCCAUCUGAAAUAGCAGAAAGUCACAGGUUCUGUGAUCGUGUUCAGGAUGCAUAUACCUUGCGCUGCUGUCCACAGGUCCACGGUGUGGUGAAUGACACGAUAGCAUUUGUGAAGAACAUCAUUACCACAGAACUUAAUAGUGCAACAGAUAAUCCUAUGGUUUUUGCUAGCAGAGGAGAGACUAUUUCUGGAGGAAACUUCCAUGGUGAAUACCCAGCCAAAGCUCUAGACUAUUUGGCCAUUGGAAUCCAUGAACUUGCUGCGAUUAGUGAAAGAAGAAUAGAAAGGCUCUGUAAUCCCUCCCUCAGUGAGCUGCCUGCCUUCCUGGUGGCUGAAGGUGGCCUGAACUCUGGGUUCAUGAUUGCACAUUGCACAGCCGCAGCACUCGUUUCUGAGAACAAGGCUCUGUGCCAUCCCUCGUCUGUGGACUCUCUCUCCACCAGCGCUGCCACAGAGGACCAUGUCUCCAUGGGAGGAUGGGCAGCAAGGAAGGCCCUUCGGGUCAUCGAGCAUGUGGAACAAGUGCUGGCCAUUGAGCUUCUUGCAGCCUGCCAAGGAAUAGAGUUUCUACGCCCCCUGAGAACAACCACUCCUCUAGAGAAGGUCUAUGACCUCGUGCGCUCUGUUGUAAGGCCCUGGAUAAAAGAUCGCUUCAUGGCUCCAGACAUUGAGGCAGCACACAGGCUGCUCAUAGAACAGAAGGUUUGGGAGGUAGCUGCACCAUAUAUCGAAAAAUACAGAAUGGAACAUAUUCCAGAAUCCAGACCUGUUUCUCCAACAGCCUUUUCACUGGAAUUUCUACAUAAGAAAUCCACCAAAAUCCCAGAGUCUGGGGAUCUUUAGAGGGCUUUGUCAUGGAUUAGCAAAUCAGAGGGUACUUGGUUUAAUAGUAAAGCACAUUAUGCUGAAGAAGGGACCUGAGGACUUUCCUGGGCAGAUCAAUUCAUUGUAUUAUUCAGUUCUUCUAAAAACCUCCUUUGGUUAGGCUGGUGACAGCAUUCUAGUCACUUCACUCCAGCACUGUGCUCUUGGUGACUUGGUUUGAGACACAGAAGCUGUUUUCAGAUUAUCAGAGUUUCCUUUCUUCCUUAACAAUAUCAACAGGCCACAGGCCACUUCACAUUAUUUGAACUCAGAUUUUGAAAUAAAUUGGUAGUAUUCUUUUCCAAAAACAUUAGACUUUUAUGAAUCUCUUUUUUUUUUCUCUUUUCUUUUGGUUUGACAAGCUAAGCUCCCCACCAGAUGACUUUGGCUGAUUGAAUUAUACCAUGAUGUGAUGUGAUAAAUGUUCCUUCAUAGGCCUUGAUAAAUAACUUCUUUUAAAGUCAUAAUUUGUCCUGAAGCUUCUCUUUCUUCUAUUUAUUGCAUCAUACCACAGUCAAUAGGUCAACAAGAGGUUUUGUGUAAAGGAGGUAAGCAAUGAAUAUAGAGAUUGCUGUUGGAGUGGCCCUUAUUGAUAUUUAUGAAAUAAAUAUCUAAAAAAAAAAUCUCAGAUGCUUAAGCUAGAGUUGAGGGUUACUAUUACUACUGUCUUACUAUGCGUUAGUAGUCUAUUCACAUCCCUGUGAUAACCCUGCGUUAAGAAGCCCCCUGUCCCCAAAAUAAGAAAUCUUAUGUUCAGAGUUAACCAACCCCUUCUCUGUAACAGUAAUCAUUAAAAGGAUGAACUAUUGACAAAGGUCGAUGAGGCCCUGGGACAUGUUACCCAAUCUGUUUUUUUCCUCAAAAAAUGACAAAGGACCUUCUUGGAAGGCUUAAGUAUAAUCAUCUGGAUGAAAGAUGGGUCAGAUGACCUCUUGGUUUCCCAAGGCUAAGAUCUGUGACUUUGCACCCCCUUUUGUGAAUGCAUGCAAGGCACUCCAGCGCAGGAAUCUGAAACCAUGACUCUAAAACUACAGUAGGCCAAAGAAAGACCAGACGCACUUGCCAGCUUGCCUGCCCAGCUCCAGCCUAAAAUGGGUCCAACAGCAUAUUUCACAAUAGGGUUUUCACUCUUUAGAUGGCACUUCAUCCACAGGAAAAGGUGGAGACAGAAAUGAAAACUGCUGCCGACAGCAAUUCAGCGAUCGAAAAUGUGCUGAGGAGCCUGUUUACCAAAAGGCUGGUCUUGGUGCUGUUCUUUGCUAGAAUGUAAACAUUCACAGAUGUUGGCUAAUGUUCUUAGGAACCCCAGCUGAGCCAGUAAAACCAGAGGUCUGAUGGCUGCUCUCCACUCCAGGCUGGGGAGUGCCGGAUUCCCAUAGGCCUCUCCGGUCUCCCAGGGCACUAGAUUAGUGAGUUCUCUGGACAGCUCUGUUAGAAAUGGUUUAUCACACGCCUCCAAGAGAAUCUCAAGGCAAACAUAGAAAGAAUAAACUAGGGAUCCCUGGGUGGCGCAGCGGUUUGGCGCCUGCCUUUGGCCUAGGGCACGAUCCUGGAGACCCAGGAUCGAAUCCCAUGUCGGGUUCCUGGUGCAUGGAGCCUGCUUCUCCCUCUGCCUGUGUCUCUGCCUCUCUUUCUCUCUCUGUGUGACUAUCAUAAAUAAAUAAUUAAAAAAAAAGAAAGAAUAAACUACAUCUUGGUUGUCUUAUGUUGUCACUAUAUUCUUAGAUUUUUCUAACAGUUUAAUUGCACCUCUUUAGGGAAUUAAUCAAGUUAAUUGAAAGCUUUAGUCAAUGAAUGUUAGCACGUCGCCAAGUGUCUUUAGAGAGUGUGGUUGGUUCAGUUUUCUUUCUCUUUCCCGUGGAGUAGCAGCAAGGGUUAGGGGCAUCAGGAUUUCCUCCCAGCAGGCUCACCUGGGCUUCUUCUCCUGCUGUCUCAGGGCAGCCAGAGGAUAGGCCCCAAAGCAUCAGGGCUUUUAUACUUCUGCAGUGCCACACUUGCUAAUGUCCUGUUGACCAAAGCUAGUCACCCUCUCAAGCACAAGUCAAUCUGGGAAAGUAAUAGUGGCAUUGGCAUGUGAUCUGCGGUCCAUUACUGUAA